Molecule: messenger RNA, 762 nt
Organism: Fusarium venenatum
Lineage: Eukaryota; Fungi; Ascomycota; Sordariomycetes; Hypocreales; Nectriaceae
Source: RefSeq, a predicted model, not a curated record
AUGAGCGAAUUCGGCUGCUUCGCCUACAGCUCGAAUCGGGACCAGUCAAGUAUGCUAAAGACUUAUGAGCAGUUCUCAGCCGGUCAGUGGUUGGAUACAUAUGUACCUAAUAAUCCAAAACCAGGUGGCUUCACCAUCACUUCUCCACCCAAAGCCGCGAUGAGACCUGAUUCUCCUUACUUCGAAUUAGCAGUUCAAGAAUCCCCGGAUAACCCUCCUGCAGCAUGGCUCUGGCAGCCGCCGUCUGAGAUUCUGGGAUCUAAGCUGCAAGUACGCGUAGGGGGUAGUUUUAUCUUUCCCCCAGCUGAGAUACCUCUUGACAAGAUACGCCGUGUGGUGUUCGUGGCGGGGGGCGUAGGUAUCAACCCCUUUGCCAGCAUGAUAGGUUGUAUAGCAGAGGGGAGUUACCAACUUGACGUGAGGGUCCUCUAUUCCAGUAAGGUAUCUGCGCAGGGAUUGACGGGUGUUCUCUUCCUGGAAAGGAUCAGGAAGUGGUUUAAAGAGAAAAAAAUUAGUGGCGAUCUAAAAGUCUUCGGAACUGGUGGAUAUGGCAAGUAUGGCAAGUAUGAUGAUGAGAGCGGGUUCGACAUCGCGACAAGAAGGUUCACUAUUCACGAUGUGAAAGAAGCCAUUGCUGGACAGGAGAAUGAGUCUAUCGUGUAUGUAUGUGGGCCGGCAGAGAUGACAGAUGAGAUCGUGGAUGGGUUGACGAGAGAUGGCGGAAUGGACAAGAAGAGAGUCAUGUUAGAGAAGUGGUGGUAG